AUUCUGCAGUAUUCUACAUGUACGUGCAUGUAUGCAUAUUAAACUGUGGAAGCUGCUUUAUUUUCGAUAUAAGAACCAAGUUGAUGCACUAUGAGUAGCUGGACAAUCAAUGCUAAGACUCUGACUGGGAAGGUGAUUACUGUCGAAGUACCCAAUCCAGAGAGCUCCACUGUUCUUGGCCUCAAGAAACUGAUUGGACAAAAAGAUGCCUCAUUACCUCAUUAUCUUCAGCGUUUGGUCGUACAAUCUGGACGAGAAAGGGUGAAAUUGGAGGAUAACAAAACAAUAGUUGAAGCUGAUCUUUGCAAUAACUCUUCAGUCUUGUUGAUUGUGAUGUCACCUUUUGAGUUGUACAUCCAGGACAUGAACGGAAGGCAGCACACAAUAACUGUUCCUUCAUCUGAGCCAGAGCAAUAUACCAUCGCCUCACUUACUACUUUUGUUGAAGCUGAGAUUGGAUGCAGUAUAAGUGAUUAUACCUUCUCGUUUCAAGGACGACCGGUGGACGCUGUGAGACAUGGGAGGCAACUGACACUGAAGGACUGCUCCAUUAAGGCAAAGAGCAGCCUCAUCUUGAUCAAAAUGGGAUUUGUGCUCGACAUCACCAAUCCAAAGGUGGAUUUGUGUUUUAUGGUGGAUUGCACGGGAUCAAUGGGAGGUCACAUUGAAGCCGUAAAGAACAGCGUUCAGCAACUGAGAGAUCAACUGGUUGAAGAGUACAAGGGGUGUGAUCUUCGCUUCUCCUUUGUUCGCUACACUGACUAUGAUCAGCCUGAGAGUACCAGAACAACUUGGUUGAAUUUCACAACUUCAAAGAGUAGCUUCAAGUCCUUUGUGAGUGCCAUUCAUGCUGAUGGAGGUGGUGACACUCCAGAAGACAUUAUGGGUGCUCUGAAGGCUACAUUCACAAAAUUGUCUUGGAGAAGUGACUGUAGCAAGGUAUUGAUUCACAUUGCUGAUGCACCUUGCCAUGGUUCUCAAUAUUACCCUUCUGGCACUGAUGAUAACUAUCCAGCUGGAGAUCCUGCUGGGAUAUCACACUACUCAAUGAUGGCAGAGGUGGUCAAGCUCGAUCUUCAGUACUGGUUUGGCUACAUCAACAAACAGCUCACUGAUCAAAUGAUCAAAGUCUUCAAUGACUCAUUGCGAGAACAGAGUGACAAGCGAUUGCUUAUUCGGCAAUUUGAUGCAGUACAGCCAGACGAAGUCAGUCAAGCUGUUCAUAGGACUGUAUGCGACAGCAUUAUGGGAACUGAGGCUGCAAAACAAGCUGCUGUUCGCGAAUGUACUUUUGAUUCGAAUGAGCCUAACUGGUCUUCAACAACCAUCAUUGAGCUGUACGGGAAAAAAACCGCCCCAGUCCCAAACAAAGGAUUUACUGAUCUACAGGAGAAAGGCUUAUUGAUUGAACCCCCCCAGGUUGACGUAUGCUUCAAAGUUGCUCCAAAUCCUUUCACCGAAGGCACUGAGUCCCACGUCUAUUAUGGCUAUGAUGUCAGGAAUAAGAGGAAGAUUAUCCUCAAGAAGCAUAAGCGUGUUGCACCCGAAUUCAACUCUUUGGAAAGCUACCUGAAGAAACUCGAAGUGCAAACUGUAGCAGGUGUCUACGCUCAAGAGUUCAACUGGGACAAAACCAAAGGUCCAGCAACAACAGAAGUGGUCUUUUCACCUGUUGAUGUGGUUCAGCACAGUGGAAACGAGUUCUACUUGUGGGAGGUACCGAUUUCGGGCAAAAUAGAGAAAUUCAGCACCAACUGUGGCGUUGUUAUAAGCUCACCUCAUAACGAUGUUCUACAAGCGUACAGUCAUUUCACUUGGGUAAAGUCCGGAAAGACUCUGGUUGUAUGUGAUCUGGAAGGUGCGGUACAAGGCAGCUGCAUAACUCUCACUGACCCAGCUAUUCAUUCUUGUGGACCUGCUGGUGUGUAUGGACACACUGAUGCUGGUUAUGGGGGGAUUCAACAGUUCUUCUCGACCCACGUCUGUGAGAGUACAUGCAGGAGAAUGGGACUCCAAGACCAAAAACUGUAAACUUUAGGCCUAUAAUAAUUAUUGCAUGCUAGCUAGUAUGGUGGGCCCUGCAUGCCACUGACUGUGAGUUUAGCUAUUAGCUUUUUUGUUUUCCAUAAAUCUUCUAGUUAUUAUCA
Halichondria panicea is the source of this 2147-nucleotide messenger RNA. RefSeq names its product alpha-protein kinase vwkA-like. The record is from RefSeq and is a predicted model, not a curated record. Lineage: Eukaryota; Metazoa; Porifera; Demospongiae; Suberitida; Halichondriidae. The coding region runs from base 91 to 2031 and encodes 646 amino acids. Gene Ontology annotation, molecular function: protein binding; ATP binding; protein serine/threonine kinase activity. Gene Ontology annotation, biological process: protein phosphorylation. Gene Ontology annotation, cellular component: cytoplasm. The transcript has 8 exons.